Penicillium concentricum is the source of this 201-nucleotide messenger RNA. RefSeq lists its product as uncharacterized. Lineage: Eukaryota; Fungi; Ascomycota; Eurotiomycetes; Eurotiales; Aspergillaceae. The record is from RefSeq and is a predicted model, not a curated record. The coding region runs from base 1 to 201 and encodes 66 amino acids. The transcript has 3 exons.
AUGGCCCACUCGAACAAGCUCAUGCAAUUCUGUGAGUCUACCUUGGUGCAGCUUGCCAUGAUAAAAGGUAUCCCUGAGCACUGUCGCCGCCAAAUUUCCCACCAACAGCCAGCCCUCCAUACAAGCGUGACAAGCUGGGAUUUACGACGGAUGGACAUUUAUUCGGUCCCAUGGAACUUCCUAAUCAUCAGCAUUGGAUGA